UCUAGAUUCCUCGUGACGGACAACCCAUAACGCAGACUCUACUGGCACAUGGUCUAGCCAUAGUUGGCGACGCGCUCAGCCUAAAGUCACGCCGAAAUGGAUGCUUCAAAACUGGUGAUAAUUGUUGCCACCUUGGGCUAUACAUUCUCCGUCGCCCGGGGUGUGCAUGUGUGUCACAUCAUCAAUGAGAUCAGUCAGGAGGAGGAGCGCUGCAAGAGCCGAGUCUCUGAGAAUGUCACAACAGGUCUGGGCUGCCAGGGUUCGUGGGAGAUGCUGGCCUGUUGGCCGACCGCCAGAGUGGGAGAGGUGGUGACCAUCCCGUGCCCUGUCUACUUCAGCCACUUCUCCUCCGGGCACAGGGGUAACCUGUCUAAGAGGUGUACGGCGGAGGGUUGGACGGAGAUGCACCCCCUGACCAUCGCGCUGAACUGCGGCUACAACAUGAACAGCAGCGCUGAGGAUGAUACGUUCUACCGCUCUGUGAAGGUGGGCUACACCAUUGGCCACAGCGUGUCUCUGGUCUCCUUGACGAUGGCCAUUGUGAUUCUCUGCAUCUUCAGGAAGCUGCACUGUACCCGUAAUUACAUCCACAUGCAUCUCUUCAUGUCCUUCGUCUUCAAGGCCAUCUCCGUCUUCAUCAAGGACGUGGUGCUCUACGCUCCCGACGAUGAUGACUGCUCAUCCUCAUCUAAUGGCACAGUGGGCUGUAAAGUGGUGAUGGUGUUCUUCCAGUACUGCAUCAUGGCCAGCUUCUUCUGGUUGCUAGUGGAGGGCCUCUAUCUCCACGCCCUAUUGGCUGUCUCCUUCUUCUCAGAGAGGAAGUACUUCUGGUGCUUCAUCCUCAUUGGCUGGGGUGGUCCAAUGGUGUUCUGUGUGGCCUGGGGUCUGGCAAAGGCCUACUUUGAUGACAAAGGGUGUUGGGACAUCAUCGAGCUGACUGACCCCUACUGGUGGAUCAUUAAAACUCCCAUUUUGGCCUCCAUACUGAUGAACGUCAUCCUGUUUAUUGACAUCAUCCGAAUUCUUCGUCAGAAGAUCAAUUGUCCGGACAUUGGAAGGAAUGAAUCCAACCAGUACUAUCGUCUGGCCAAGUCCACUCUGCUGCUGAUUCCACUCUUCGGCAUCAACUUCAUCAUCUUCGCCUUCAUCCCCGACCACAUCGACACCAAGCUGCGCCUCAUCUUCGACCUCAUCCUGGGCUCCUUUCAGGGUUUUGUGGUUGCUGUCCUAUACUGUUUCCUAAAUGGAGAGGUGCAGGGUGAGAUCAAGAGGAAGUGGCGCCGGUGGCAUAUGGAACGUUUCCUGGGCUCUGCGUCGGCGGCAAAGUACCAGCAGCCGCCUGAGGGUUGCAGCAGUGGGCCGACCUUCACCCAGAUCUCCAUGUUGCCCCGCUGCAGCCCCAAGGCCCGCCGAGCCUCGUCCUCCUGCCACGACCAGGAAAGCUCCGUCAUCUGA
Messenger RNA from Engraulis encrasicolus (European anchovy), 1455 nucleotides. Its product is annotated as vasoactive intestinal polypeptide receptor-like. Gene Ontology annotation, biological process: adenylate cyclase-modulating G protein-coupled receptor signaling pathway; cell surface receptor signaling pathway. The transcript has 13 exons. The record is from RefSeq and is a predicted model, not a curated record. Gene Ontology annotation, molecular function: peptide hormone binding; vasoactive intestinal polypeptide receptor activity; G protein-coupled peptide receptor activity. Lineage: Eukaryota; Metazoa; Chordata; Actinopteri; Clupeiformes; Engraulidae. The coding region runs from base 97 to 1455 and encodes 452 amino acids. Gene Ontology annotation, cellular component: plasma membrane.